AUGCGAGGGGUGGACGGGGCGGCGGCGGCGGCGGGGGUGUGGGGCGGGCUCAACUCCGGGGUGGUGCUCAGCAUCAUCGCGGUGCUGUGGACGGUGGUGUGGCAGAACCUGCAGCACCUGCAGCUGCAGCACUUCGUCAAGCGCAACCUCGGCCGCCACGCGCGCCGCCUCGCCGCGCUCGUCGACCCCUACCUCUCCGUCACCAUCGCCGAGUACGACGGCGGGAGGAUGCGCCGCGCCGAGGCCUUCGAGGAGGUCAAGGCCUACCUCGCCGCGGCCACCUCGCGCAGCGCGCGCCACCUCCGCGCCGAGGGAGCCCCGGACGCCGACCGCCUCGUGCUCAGCAUGGUCGACGGCGAGGAGGUCCCCGACCAGCUGUUGCCCGAGGAGGGCGGCGGCGCGGUCUUCUGGUGGGCCUCCUCACGCCCGGCGCCGCCGCAGGACCGGCGCUGGGGCGGCGGCUGGGGAGGCGGGGACGAGGAGAACCGCCGCUUCUACCGCCUCUCCUUCCUCGACCGCCACCGCGAGCAGGUCCUCAACGCCUACCUCCCGCGCGUCCGCCGCCAGGGCCGCGCCGUCAUGGUCCAGAACCGCCGCCGCAAGCUCUUCACCAACAUCUCCUCCCACCAGUUCGGCGACGGCGGCUACGCCCGCUCCGCCUGGACGCACGUGCCGUUCCAGCACCCCAAGACGUUCGCCACGCUCGCCAUGGACCCGGCCAGCAAGAAGGAGGUCAUCGACGACCUCGACGCCUUCAAGGCCGGCAAGGAGUGGUACGAGCGCGUCGGCAAGGCGUGGAAGCGCGGCUACCUGCUACACGGCCCUCCCGGGACGGGCAAGUCGGCCAUGAUCGCCGCCAUGGCGAACCACCUCGACUACGACGUGUACGACAUCGAGCUCACCUCCGUGCACUCCAACACGGACCUCCGCAAGCUCUUCAUCGGCACCACCAGCAAGUCCAUCAUCGUCAUCGAAGACAUCGACUGCUCCCUCGACCUCACCGGCGCGCGCGAAAAGAAGAAGGACGCCGCCCCCGAGGAGGUCGACAAGGCCAGCAAGGGCGACAAGAAGGGCGCGGCGGACGCGAGCAGCAAGGUGACGCUGUCGGGCCUGCUCAACUUCAUCGACGGGCUGUGGUCGGCGUGCGGCGGCGAGCGGGUGAUCGUGUUCACCACCAACCACCUGGAGAAGCUGGACCCGGCGCUCAUCCGGAGGGGCCGCAUGGACAAGCACAUCGAGAUGUCCUACUGCCGCGGGCCGGCGUUCGAGUUCCUCGCCAAGGCCUACCUGGGCGUGGACGAGCACGAGCUGUUCGGCGCCGUGGGCGCGCUGCUGCGGGAGGUGGACAUGACGCCGGCGGACGUGGCCGAGAACCUGACGCCCAAGAGCGCGGAGGACGACGCGGGGUCGUGCCUCAGGGGGCUGGUGGCGGCGCUGGAGAAGGCCAGGGACGACAAGGCCAGCGGCGGCGGCGGCGGCAAGGAGGAGAAGCGGCCGGAGGAAGAAGACGGGGGAGCGGUUGCCGCCGUUGACAAGGAGUGA
Molecule: messenger RNA, 1542 nt
Organism: Triticum turgidum subsp. durum (durum wheat)
Lineage: Eukaryota; Viridiplantae; Streptophyta; Magnoliopsida; Poales; Poaceae
Source: the annotation of a GenBank genome assembly